This is a messenger RNA of Periconia digitata, 725 nucleotides long. Lineage: Eukaryota; Fungi; Ascomycota; Dothideomycetes; Pleosporales; Periconiaceae. The record is from the annotation of a GenBank genome assembly.
UCUGCGCUGUGGAUGCUGAUGUCUGUAAUCGGGGUGGCUUGCCAAUUGGUCCUUAUUGCCGGAUCCUCACACUCACUACCGCUUUUCUGCCAACAUUUGGUUUUCUAUGCCGAUCUGUUCGUGAUAUGUAUAUGCAGUCUGCCACAUGAUUUUCUACACAUCCAACAAAUUCUGGUUUCGGAUCUUGGUAUUCACCAUCAAUCGAUAGCUACGCCUUUUCCUGCAUAUUUCUACCGCACAUUGGCAGAAAUAAAUCACCCACUCGAAAAGCAACGGUCAAAGGCUGCCCCAGAUCCUCCAUCCACUUGCAAACCAAUGUUUUCUAUGACGAUUUUCUGUUUACUCAAGACUGCCUUACAUUCCUGGAAGGUCACUUUCCCAACAAGGUUCACAUCUCUUGCAUACAUUACGCAACUGCCAGAUGCCGAAGCAACGCGAGGCCCAUGCAGUAUACAAAGAAGAGGGAUUGCUGCAUUCUCAGAAACCACGCAAUGAUUGAAUCAUUGCAUGAGAGCUUCCCGAUUGAUCACGGCCUCGUGGCCUUUUGACCUCGUGUUCACGGCUAUUGUAUGUCGCUAGUUGGCGAAACUCUAUUCCAGGGAUCUUUGGGUGGGACUAUUGCUCACCACUUUCUUCUUCACCAACACGACAAGGGUUGCCAUUACAUGCAAACGCUUACCCACCGAUAGGAUACUUUACGGAUAAGACACAUCACCAAAGACGAC